Molecule: messenger RNA, 1766 nt
Organism: Durio zibethinus
Lineage: Eukaryota; Viridiplantae; Streptophyta; Magnoliopsida; Malvales; Malvaceae
Product: plant/protein
Source: RefSeq, a predicted model, not a curated record
GGAAAUGAUAUGGCUUUCCAAAAUCAAAAUCAUAAUUCAUAAUAUAAUGGAGCGUAGGAAUAGGAUAAUUUGGAAAAGUGGGUGAGUGGCAGCGGUAGUGCAGGGCACAUGGUAUGGGAUUUUCCCUAUGGAAAUAGGAUAGUUUGAAGAUGGGUUAAGAAAGAACAAAAUGGAAACAGUUGGAACAUUAGAUGACAAAAAGGCAAAAACAUGGGUUCACGGGUUGCUUCAUAAAAAAAAGUGAAAAAGAUAAUUUUAGCAAAGUUCACGGGCUCCCAAAUUAUUCAUUUUUUUUCUCACCAACUAAUAAAUGAUGAGCCAAACCUGCCCCCCCAUCGUCUCCGCCAUUUUCCAAAAACUUUUGCUAUUGUAUCUUCAUCAUCAUCAUCAUCAUGUCUCCAGCUUGUAGUUGGCUGCAAAGCUUGUUAAUGGUGGCUUGGUUGUUGAGUUGGAAGUGGCUAUCAGCCGUAGAUGGGACGGCGGCUGCAACCGUGAAAGUGGGAAACAUCUCCAAAGUAGAAGAUGCCCAAAACUACCAUAUAUACUAUGGCCAGACCUUCAAAGUUAUUAAGAAUGCCAUUGAUGGCAAGAGUUACCUUCUCAUCCAGAGUGAUUCGAGGAUGGCUGGAAGGACAAAAUAUUGCACAUCAAGGAUUAAGUCAUUUGUCAUCCCUUUGUCUAACUUUUCAGCCGAUACCAACGGCUUUCCAGUUUCAUUUUUUGAGCUUUUGGGAUUACUAGGAAGCAUGAAGGGGAUGACAUCAAACUCGGUGGCUUCUGAAUGUGUACUAAAAUUGUUUGAAGGAGGAGAAAUAAAUAUGAUCAACAAAAGUGAGCCACAACAAUUUGCACAAUUUGCUGCACACUUUGUUAGUUACAUUAAUGAGAUGGAUCAACCUCCUUCACAAGUUUGCAAUUUUGCAAACUUUGCCGCUAUAGGAGAGCAGACGCCUUUACAGAGAGCAGAAUGGAUCAAGUUCUUGGGAGCUUUCGCAAAUUUGGAAAACAGAGCAAAUCAAGUCUAUAAAGCAGUAAAAGACAAUUACUUGUGCUUAACUAAAGUUGCGGAGGCCAAGCAAAAAUCAUUCAAACCAAUAGUUGCAUGGAUGGAGUACCAAAAUGGCAUAUGGUCCUUCACCAAGGAAACAUAUAAAUUAAAGUAUGUAGAAGAUGCAAGAGGAGAAAAUGUGGAUGGCUCCAUUAACAAGAUAACCUAUAAUAUCUCCAAUCCUGAUGAUAUUGAAGAUUUGCAUGCUAUCCUAUGUACCGUAGAUGUAGUGAUUGAUGAAACAUACAGUUGGGAUCCAGUAGGAUACACUCAAUCAACAUUCCUCCGAAACAUAAAUAUUGAAGAUCAUUCUUGUUUUGCUUUUCUUGCAAACCAAAGCAUAUGGAGAUAUGAUAAGAGAAUUCAUAAUUUAACUACUCUAGAUUGGUUUGAUGGUGCGGUCUCUCAACCCCAACUUGUUUUGGCUGAUCUUAUUGAGAUUUUGUUCCCAACUCAAAACUACAACACCACUUACUUUAGAAAUAUUGCAAAGGGAGAAGGAGUUAUAAGCAUUGAGCCCAGCAUGUGCGAUAGAGAUAGCUCAACAGCAAUGGAUCCCACAAUACCAUCUUGCGGAUGAUUUGUUUGUUUUUAUAAUCAAAAUUUUUAAUUUUUAAUACCGAAAUUUGAAUACGUGGAUAUUUUCCAUCAUACCAAAAAUUUAAUUGUAUCCAUGAUACUAUGUUAGCUAGCAAUACUAAUAUAUUAACUUAUUAAG